AUGGCGAGCGGUACACUUUAUACCUAUCCGGAAAAUUUCCGAGCAUACAAGAUCCUCAUUGCUGCAAAAUACAGCGGGGCAAACGUGACUGUAGCUUCUGCUCCACCGGCUUUUCAGUUCGGAGAGACCAACAAGUCCAAAGAAUUUCUGGAUAAAUUCCCCAUAGGAAAGGUACCUGCCUUUGAAAAUUCAUCCGGAGAAUGCUUCUUUGAGAGUAAUGCCAUUGCCCACUAUGUUGGGUCAGCUCAGCUGCGAGGCACAACAGAUGAAGAUGCUGCCCACAUUCUCCAGUGGAUCAAUUUUGCUGACAAUGAGAUCCUCCCUGCCUCCUGUACCUGGGUAUAUCCUUGCCUUGGUAUUAUUCAGUUCAAUAAGCAGGAAACUGAAAAGGCCAAGGAACAAAUCAAAAAAGUCUUAAAGAUUCUGAAUGACUACCUGCAAACUCGCACAUAUCUGGUGGGUGAACGUAUCACCCAAGCAGAUAUUACUGUUGCUUGCAAUAUGCUGCAGUUGUACAAAUAUGUACUUGAUGCAGAAUUCCGAAGCCCCUAUAUUAAUGUCAAUAGGUGGUUCACUACAAUGAUCAACCAGACGCAUUUCAAAUCUGUUGUUGGCAAUGUACAAAUGUGUGAAAAGAUGGCUCAGUUUGAUCCAAAGAAAUACGCUGAGAUUCAUGGUCAGGGAAGGAAGGACAAGAGGGAUAAGGCGCAAAAGACAGAAAAGGCAAAAACCCCACCAAAGCCCAAGCAACAAGAGGUAAAGAAAGAUCCUUCAGAGGAACCCGAACCCAAGCCUCCAAAGAAAGAAGAUCCUUUCGCCAAGUUUCCAAAAGGAAAUUUUAACAUGGAUGAAUUUAAGAGAACUUACUCUAAUAAUGAUACUGUCACUGUAGCCAUGCCAUACUUUUGGGAACACUUUGAAAAAGAAAAUUAUUCUAUUUGGCGUGGAGACUACAAGUAUAAUAAUGAGUUGACUCAAGUUUUCAUGACCUGCAACUUGGUAGGAGGAAUGUUCCAGCGUUUAGAGAAAAUGAAGAAAAAUGCUUUUGCGUGUGUUCUGAUUUUUGGUGAAAAUAAUUCAAACUCUAUAUCUGGCAUCUGGGUAUGGCCAAGCCAGGAAUUAGCCUUUGAAUUGUGCCCUGACUGGCAGGUUGAUUAUGAAGUAUAUGAGUGGACCAAGCUGGACCCUGAUGAGGAAAAGACCAGGACAAUGGUAAAAGAAUAUUUUGCUAUGGAGGGAGACUUUGAUGGCAGAAAAUUCAACCAAGGCAAAGUUUUCAAAUAA
This is a messenger RNA of Acanthosepion pharaonis, 1284 nucleotides long. NCBI's taxonomy places the organism in Eukaryota, Metazoa, Mollusca, Cephalopoda, Sepiida, Sepiidae. The record is from the annotation of a GenBank genome assembly.